Penicilliopsis zonata CBS 506.65 is the source of this 1944-nucleotide messenger RNA. RefSeq lists its product as hypothetical. Gene Ontology annotation, biological process: mRNA splicing, via spliceosome; mRNA export from nucleus. The transcript is spliced from 5 exons. The record is from RefSeq and is a predicted model, not a curated record. Lineage: Eukaryota; Fungi; Ascomycota; Eurotiomycetes; Eurotiales; Aspergillaceae. The coding region runs from base 164 to 1489 and encodes 441 amino acids. Gene Ontology annotation, molecular function: RNA helicase activity; RNA binding; ATP binding.
UCCUUUUUUUCUAGGCUUUAACUGCCUUUUCUUCCCCGUGACAUACCGAUACCCCCGAUCCUAAGUGUUGUCAGACGACACGCGCCUCGCGCCCAAUCUUCCUCCGCUCAACACAUCUUCCCAACAGAACCCCGCCACUUUCGUUCGCGGAAAAUCCAUCAACAUGUCUCACGAAGAGGAUCUCAUUGAUUACUCCGACGAGGAGCUCCAGACCACCGACGCGGCGGCGACGACCGCUGCCCCCGCCGCUAAUGGUGAUGCUGCCAAGAAGGGCGAUCUGACUGUCUCCGGCGGCCGCCCUGACAAGAAGGGCAGCUAUGUCGGUAUUCACUCGACUGGUUUCCGCGACUUCCUGCUCAAGGGAGAGCUUCUCCGUGCCAUCACCGAUUGCGGUUUCGAACAUCCAUCGGAGGUCCAGCAAGUGUGCAUCCCUACUGCCAUCCUGAACGUUGAUGUUCUUUGCCAAGCCAAGUCUGGUCUGGGAAAGACCGCUGUCUUCGUCCUGACCACUCUUCACCAGCUUGAGCCUGUGCCCGGCGAGUGUUCCGUGCUUGUCAUGUGCCACACUCGUGAGCUGGCCUACCAGAUCAAGAACGAGUACGCUCGCUUCAGCAAGUACCUUCCUGACGUGAAGACUGCCGUCUUCUACGGAGGCACUCCCAUCCAGAAGGACGUCGAAGUGCUUUCGAACAAGGAGACCUACCCCAACAUCGUUGUGGGUACCCCUGGCCGUCUGAAUGCUCUGGUUCGCGAUAAGAAGCUGUCUCUGCGCAACGUCAAGGCGUUCGUUCUUGACGAGUGCGACAAGAUGUUGGACCAGAUCGACAUGCGCCGCGAUGUGCAGGAGAUCUUCCGUGCGACCCCUGCCGACAAGCAGGUCAUGAUGUUUAGCGCCACUCUCUCCCAGGAGAUCCGCCCCAUCUGCAAGAAGUUCAUGCGUAAUCCUCUCGAGGUCUACGUCGACGAUGACACCAAGCUCACCCUGCACGGUCUGCAGCAAUACUACAUCAAGCUGAGCGAGGCGGAGAAGAACCGCAAGCUCAACGAUCUCCUCGACAGCCUGGAGUUCAACCAGGUGAUCAUCUUCGUCAAGAGCACCCUCCGUGCGAAUGAACUGGACAAGCUUCUGCGCGAAUGCAACUUCCCCAGUAUUGCCGUGCACUCUGGUGUUAGCCAGGAGGAGCGUAUCAAACGGUACAAGGAGUUCAAGGAGUUCAACAAGCGGAUCUGCGUUGCGACCGACGUUUUCGGCCGUGGUAUCGAUAUCGAACGUAUCAACCUGGCCAUCAACUACGAUCUGCCCGCCGAUGCCGAUUCGUACCUGCACCGUGUCGGCCGUGCGGGCCGUUUCGGUACCAAGGGUCUGUCGAUCUCCUUUGUGAGCAACGAGGACGAUGAAAAGGUCCUCAAGGAGAUUGAGAAGCGAUUCGAAGUCGCUCUCCCCGAAUACCCCGAGGGCGGUGUUGACUCGAGCACCUACAUGGCGUAAAGCGCUGCCCACGUACAUGAAGAGCACCGACUGGUGUUCCGGAUGGUCAAACACGUUCUCUCUGUCUGUCUUGUUGCAUUUUCAUCUCGUGAUUAUGUUUUAAUGUUAUUAUUAUUUUUUUUUGGGGCGUGAUGGCGAUUUCAGAGGAAAGAAAAGUCAACCGGUCGCCUCAUCCGUUGAAUACCGUGUAACUACCGUAGUGUACCACUUGUAGAGUAAUCUUCCUUCAGGUUCUACAUAUUGUGUAUGUAGUAGUGAAUUUCGGGGAUCAGGAAGGGUAGCUACUGCUGCUACCUACACCAGUCUCAGCAUGCCCAGUCCAGUGCCCAGUCGAGUGCCCAGUCCCUUAUGGAUCCGCCCAGAGCCUAACCAGAGGUUGACGUCUCCAUUGUCCGAGCGUUGUCUCAGAGAGUCGGCGCUGACUGGCCCCGUUUGUACCUCAUGGAAUCACCGAG